AUGGCGAGUCUACUUGACUCACUGACAACAAGAGGCUUCUUCUCUAUUCCCUCUGUUUCUAGGAUUUCUUCUUCUUUAGCCUCUUCAUCUUCGUUUGCUUCUUCUUCGAUUGUCCCAUCCUUUUUACCUCCCUCCGUUCUGUCUUGCUCUCACCAACAGUCGCAUUCUCGCUUCCCUUUCCCAGUUGCAGCAGCUCUGGAUGGUCCCUCCGCUGAAGACGACCUAGAAUUAGAGGAAUCCGAGGAAGUUUCUGAAGACAGUUACGCGGAUGAUUCGGAUGACGAAGACCUCUCCCUCGAUAUCUCCAUUCUGGAAAAAGAAGCGAGAGAUAUCGCCAGAGACUACGCUACUACUUUGUCUCGCGAACUCAAACUCGAGGAUGAGGUGAUUGAAGGGAAGGAAACACGUAGAAAGGGGAAAAGGCAAGCCAAAAAUACGCAGAUACCGGAGCAUUUCCUCCAAAGAGUCGCCAUAGUUGGAAGGCCCAAUGUCGGAAAAUCAGCAUUGUUCAACCGUCUCGUUGGGGAGAAUAAAGCAAUUGUAGUGGACGAACCUGGAGUGACGAGGGAUCGGUUGUACGGAAGAUCCUACUGGGGUGAUCAAGAGUUUGUAGUGGUGGACACAGGAGGAGUCAUGACUGUCUCAAAGUCGCCAGCUGGUGUCAUGGAAGAGCUCAACGUGUCAACCACCAUUGGCAUGGAAGGUAUUCCACUGAGCUCGAGGGAGGCAGCUGUUGCGAGGAUGCCUUCCAUGAUUGAGAAACAAGCUACAGCGGCUGUCGAAGAAUCAGCUGUCAUUGUUUUCGUCGUCGAUGGCCAGUCAGGGCCUACAGGUGCUGAUGUGGAAAUUGCAGACUGGUUGCGGAAGUACUACUCACAUAAGAACAUCAUCCUCGCGGUCAACAAAUGUGAAUCACCACGUAAAGGACUCAUGCAGGCCUCCGAAUUUUGGUCCCUAGGGUUUUCACCUAUCCCUAUUUCUGCAUUGUCGGGAACCGGAACAGGAGAGCUGCUUGAUCUUGUCUGUUCUGGACUAAAUAAACUCGAGAUCAUGGAGAACAUUGAAGAGGAGGAAGAAGAAAACUACAUUCCUGCCAUUGCAAUUAUAGGCCGGCCAAAUGUUGGCAAGAGUAGCAUUUUGAAUGCACUUGUCCGAGAGGAUAGAACAAUUGUUAGCCCUGUUAGUGGCACUACCCGUGAUGCUAUAGACGCAGAAUUUACCGGACCAGAUGGGGAGAAGUUUAGGCUUAUAGAUACGGCUGGGAUCAGGAAAAAGGCAGCUGUGGCUUCAUCAGGCAGCACUACGGAGGCCCUGUCAGUGAAUCGUGCAUUCCGAGCAAUUCGUCGUUCUGAUGUUGUUGCUCUUGUUAUUGAAGCCAUGGCAUGCAUAACAGAGCAGGAUAUGAAGAUUGCAGAAAGAAUAGAGAGAGAAGGGAAAGGAUGUCUGGUGGUUGUAAACAAAUGGGAUACAAUACCAAACAAAAACCAACAGACCGCAGCUCAUUACGAGGACGAUGUUCGUGAGAAGCUCCGUUCCCUCAAAUGGGCACCCAUUGUUUACUCAACUGCAAUCAAAGGCCAUAGCGUUGACAAUAUUGUGGUUGCUGCUGCGACGGUUCAAAAGGAAAGAUCAAGAAGACUUAGUACCGCUAUACUGAACCAAGUGAUAAGAGAAGCGGUUGCAUUUAAAUCCCCUCCAAGAACCCGAGGUGGCAAACGAGGCCGCGUCUAUUACUGCACCCAGGCAGCAAUAAGGCCACCGACGUUUGUGUUCUUUGUAAACGAUGCAAAGCUGUUUUCGGAUACGUACAGAAGAUAUAUGGAGAAGCAGCUACGCACUGAUGCAGGCUUUGCUGGGACUCCUAUUCGUCUUCUUUGGCGCAGCCGUAAAAGAUCUGACAAAAAUGGAGGAGGUGGAGGAACAAUGAGGAUGUCAGGUCUUACACGUGAGAGAAAUCUUGCAACCAAGGGGGCAUAAUUAACGGGAGAUGUAAAUUUUGUUUAAUUGUGAGUAACAAAUGUAUUGAAAAACAAUCACUAUCAAAAAAUGUUUUGCUUCUCACUAACAUCAAGCGUGUAGUGUCUAAAAACAAAUCUUACUAUAACCUCUUGAUAAAUUAUAGGAACUUACAUCAACAUAUCACAUCUUUGUGUUUUCUUAGUCUCAAGUUGGUAAAAUGAAAAUGACGAAAACAAGGUAACAUAGACGGUGAAGUUUCUAGUAAAGCUGCUCUUUCUUUUCGUGCCACCAUCUCCACCAGUAAUAGUCCCAACGAGGACGGACUUUGGUCAUGCGGUUGUCGUCGGAAGGAUGAUAAGGAUGAGCGGCGUGGCGAGUGUUGUGGAAGGCGCAGCAACCGGCGGCGUAGACGGCGAUGAGGAGGACGAGGACGAGAAUGUUGACGACCGACAACUUUCUCCAGUCAAGACGGAUCUCCUCGAGAACACCAGCCUUGCACGCAUCGCACUCGUAGCAUAACAUCUCGAUUCCGUUGUUCCAUCUGAAGCAAUCCUCUCCUCCUUGUACUACUCCGACCUCGUACGUACACGCCGUCGGUGGCUUACAACAUCCCGACUACAUAUGACAUGUCCUGUUGGAAGUAAUCAAGUGUAGUCCAAGUUUCAAUCCUAGCACAAGUCUUGGAGGUCAAGAUACAGCUUCUAAUGGAGUUCCAAUACUCAGGAUCUCUAACUCUCUCUCUCAGCCAUGGAUGAUAGUCUCCAAGCCUAUACUCUUUAUAGACCCUCCCUGGUACUUCCACACCACCUCCUUGGCUCGUCACCACCAGACCAAACAGCGUUAGACCCAUUAGAGUCGCGAUGAGGAAGAUCAUGACCACUAAGUACACCCAAAGGGCCCAUGCCACGUUGAAACAGGCUCCUAUGAAACCCGCAAGCGAUACUAAGAGUAUGAUGAAUCCUAUUACGAGCAGCGGCGUCUGAAGGAAGUUUUCGCAAGUCGUGCUGCUUCUUGCCUUCCAUAGAGCGGUUCCUAUGAUUGGUAUCGAAGCUAGUAAGCUGAGGAGGUUUAAAACCCCAAUCACUGUGUUGCUGAAUCUGUACAUAGUGAUGUUAUCAAGAAGAAACCAGAGACUUAACAGUGUCUUGUCUAUAUCUCUCUCUCUCUUCAGUAAACAGAUUAAUUCUCUUCUUGCAAUGUGAAUUUCAUCAGCUUUAUCUUACAAUCUUCUUCUUUUUUAGAUAUUAUAUUGCUUAACUCUGCUUUUUGCUUUUGAUUCUCUC
This is a messenger RNA of Thlaspi arvense, 3242 nucleotides long. NCBI's taxonomy places the organism in Eukaryota, Viridiplantae, Streptophyta, Magnoliopsida, Brassicales, Brassicaceae. The record is from the annotation of a GenBank genome assembly.